AUGGCCGCUACUGCAACAGUGACCCGUACCAAGACCGCCACCAAGGCCGCCAACCAACGGACCAAAAAAGCAGACAAGGCCGACAAGCCGAAGCGUCCCCCGUCAGCGUACAACCUCUACGUCCGAGCCCACAUGAAGCCCUGGCUCGAGCAGCACCAGGGAUCGACCAACAAAGACGCGAUGGUCGCGAUCGGCGCCAUGUGGCGGGAUGCUCCUGAAAACCCCAAUCGCGGUAAAGCGCCAGCAGCCAGGAAGCCCAAAAAGAGCGCGAACGCGCAAGGAAACAAACUCGGCGGCGGCAAGGACGUUGCUGGAACGUCCAGCUGCGUCGAACAGGACGAUGACUUGUCUCUGCACCAGUUCGAUGGCUCGGACUGAUUCGCACGUCCGGGCAUCACUUUCCGGCGCCUGGCAACCUCUGGCCCCAAAGCAAUGCAUACAUCCAGCAAAUUUUGAAGACGUAUAUUGCCCCGUCUGCCUCGUUUCUUGACCCCGUGACGGUCGACAUCUGCUAUUGUGCUUCUACUGGUCCGCGUAAUUGGGAGCCACCUACCUACCUUGGCUUCUGUGCUAUUUAGUCUGGU
This is a messenger RNA of Coniophora puteana RWD-64-598 SS2, 584 nucleotides long. RefSeq lists its product as uncharacterized. NCBI's taxonomy places the organism in Eukaryota, Fungi, Basidiomycota, Agaricomycetes, Boletales, Coniophoraceae. The transcript is spliced from 4 exons. The coding region runs from base 1 to 378 and encodes 125 amino acids. The record is from RefSeq and is a predicted model, not a curated record.